CCUGGAUAGCACGUGGAGGAGUUGCGAACGCCGGGAGGCAGCGGUCUGGGAACCCGUGCCGCCCCGGCCGGUCGCCCACACUGAGCCUCUGUGGCGCCCCGCCCCCUCACCUAUGCCGUGUGGGGCGGGGGCUGCGGGCGGGGGUUUGCGGCGCCGGAUGAGCCUCCUGGUCUCGCCGAGGAUGUGCAGGGGGUGGAGGGGUCGGGCCGGGGACUGAAACUUGGCUGAGCAGAGCACCAGCCCCUUUGUCUCCUCCGCCCCCUCUUCCCCACUUCCUGCCCAGCUCGGGAUCGGCGGCGCGGCGCGGACUUUGUAAACACUUCGCCCCUGCAGGGGUGGAGACUGGCUCUGUUCGGACGCCGGGGAGAGAGGUGCAGUCCCCUCCUCGUGGCUGGUGGUUGCGACCACCCCAACUCCCCAAAGGCAGGCACCAGAGGCGGCGGGAGAGAGCGCCGGCGACCCCAGUUGGUGCUCCGGGGAGCUCACCUGCCGAGGAGGUAUGUGAGGAGCAGCGUUGUGAGGAGGAAGUCUUCCCCCUGGCCAUGAACUACCUGGAUCGCUACCUGUCCUGUGUCCCCACCCGAAAGGCGCAGUUGCAGCUCCUGGGUGCGGUCUGCAUGCUGCUGGCCUCCAAGCUGCGCGAGACCACGCCCCUGACCAUCGAAAAACUGUGCAUCUAUACCGACCACGCUGUCUCUCCCCGCCAGUUGCGGGACUGGGAGGUGCUGGUCCUAGGGAAGCUCAAGUGGGACCUGGCUGCUGUGAUUGCACAUGAUUUCCUGGCCCUCAUUCUGCACCGGCUUUCUCUGCCCCGUGACCGACAGGCCUUGGUCAAAAAGCACGCCCAGACUUUUUUGGCCCUCUGUGCUACAGAUUAUACCUUUGCCAUGUACCCGCCAUCCAUGAUCGCCACGGGCAGCAUUGGGGCUGCAGUGCAAGGCCUGGGUGCCUGUUCCAUGUCCGGGGAUGAGCUCACAGAGCUGCUGGCAGGGAUCACUGGCACUGAAGUGGACUGCCUGCGGGCCUGUCAGGAGCAGAUCGAAGCUGCACUCAGGGAGAGCCUCAGGGAAGCCGCCCAGACCAGCUCCAGCCCAGCGCCCAAAGCCCCCCGGGGCUCCAGCAGCCAAGGGCCCAGCCAGACCAGCACUCCUACAGAUGUCACAGCCAUACACCUGUAGCCCUGGAGAGGCCCUCUGGAGUGGCCACUAAGCAGAGGAGGGGCCGCUGCCACCCACCUCCCUGCCUCCAGGAACAAACCACACCACAUCUGAAGCCUGAAGGGGCAUCUGUUCCCCCUUCACAAAGCCCAAGGGGUCUGGUCCUACCCAUCCCCGCAGUGUGCACUAAGGGGCCUGGCCAGCCACGUCUGCAUUUCGGUGGGUAGUCAAGCUCCUCCUCCCUGCAUCUGACCAGCAACGCCUUUCCCAACUCUAGCUGGGGGUGGGCCAGGCUGAUGGGACAGAAUUGGAUACAUAACGCCAGCAUUCCUUUUGAGCGCCCCCCACCCCUGGGGGCUGUUUUCAACUGCCAAAAUGCUCUAGUGCCUUCUAAAGGUGUUGCCCCUUCUAGGGUUAUUGCAUUUGGAUUGGGGUCCCUCUGAAAUUUCAUGCAUGAUAGACACGUAUGAGGGGGAAUAGUCUAGAUGACUCCUCAGUACUUUGGAGGCCCCUAUAUAAUCCGUGCUGACAGCUGCUCCUAGAGGGAGGGGCCUAGGCCUCAGCCAGAGAAGCUAUAAAUUCCUCUUUGCUUUGUUUUCUGCUCAGCUUGUGUGAUUGACAGCUUUGCUGCUGAAGGCUCAUUUUAAUUUAUUAAUUGCUUUGAGCACAACUGUAAGGACAUAACGGGGUCCUGGCCAUCCCACAAGUGGUGGUAACCCUGGUGGUUGCUGUUUUUCUCCCUUCUGCUACUGGCAAAAGGAUCAUUGUGGCCGAGGAGCUGCUACAGCCUGGGGUGGGGUCAUGCCCUCCUCUCCUGUUGUCCCUCUGCCCCAUCCUCCAGCAGAGAAAAUGCAACAGGGAUGCCCUGGAGGUGGCUGAGCCCCUGUCUAGAGAGGGAGGAAGCCCUGUUGACACAGGUCUUUCCUAAGGCCACAAGGUUUAGGCUGGUGGCCCAGGACCAUCAUCCUACUGUAAUAAAGAUUGUGAAAUAAAACUGGCUUUGGCUUCUUGGA
Molecule: messenger RNA, 2170 nt
Organism: Cercocebus atys (sooty mangabey)
Lineage: Eukaryota; Metazoa; Chordata; Mammalia; Primates; Cercopithecidae
Gene: CCND3
Product: cyclin D3
Exons: 5
Coding region: 543-1178 (211 amino acids)
Biological process (GO): positive regulation of G1/S transition of mitotic cell cycle; mitotic cell cycle phase transition; regulation of cyclin-dependent protein serine/threonine kinase activity
Cellular component (GO): nucleus; cyclin-dependent protein kinase holoenzyme complex; cytoplasm
Molecular function (GO): cyclin-dependent protein serine/threonine kinase regulator activity
Source: RefSeq, a predicted model, not a curated record